This is a messenger RNA of Scylla paramamosain (green mud crab), 606 nucleotides long. RefSeq lists its product as uncharacterized. The transcript is spliced from 4 exons. The record is from RefSeq and is a predicted model, not a curated record. Lineage: Eukaryota; Metazoa; Arthropoda; Malacostraca; Decapoda; Portunidae. The coding region runs from base 1 to 606 and encodes 201 amino acids.
AUGGCAAAGACUGAAGUUACGUUUCUUGGUCAUAAAAUUUCACAAGAAGGUAGUCAACCCGACCCAAAGAAUGUAGAGGCAGUAUUGGAAAUGAAACCGCCCACUAAGGUCAAGGAAGUGAGACGAUUUUUAGAUCAUCAGCCCCUUACUAGUAUAUUCAAGAGAAAGACCAAAUCUGCCAGGAUGAACCGCUGGAUACUAGAGAUGAGAGAAUACCAAUACAACAUCCAAUAUGUGAAGGGAAAGUAUAACUACGUGGCCGAUCAGCUCUCUCGCCCAUUCACUAUAAUUGAUGAGUUGCUGUACUACGCUAAGGAAAACAUUGAUGGCAGCAUUCAUUAUUCAUUGGUAGUUCCUCAGGUUCUGAUUCCUAAAGCUUUAGAACAUGCACAUGAGCUUUCUGGCCACCUGGGUCAGAAAAAGACAAUUAAAAAGGCCGAAGAAUUGUUUUACUGGUGUAAUCUCAAGUUUGACGUAACCCAGAGAGGCGUCCUACGAGAGUAUAGUGAUGCUCAACUGAUCGAGAAAGUUCUGCCUGACCUUGGUGACAUUUUAUGUGUUAAGACUUGUGAGGAAUGCACUUGGGAGUCGCACCGUAGGGAGUAA